GGCGGAUGAGAAUACCAUGAGAGCCGCGCGUGAUUAACUAAAAUAGAUUUGUAUUAUUUUUACGUGUCCGUGACGUGUUAUCAGGACAAACGAACUUGACAUAGUUGUUGCUGACUAAACAUUACAGGUUUUUCAUUGCAAAAAAAUUAGUGUAGUGACGAAAAACACUGUAAUGUUCACAUCGUUGUUUAGCCCUUUGAUAACUAAGGCCAGCUGUGAAGAGGUGGGGGACUGGUUAUUUAAAACGAGCAGAUACAAAGCAACUACAUGAUAUAUUUCUGAAGUACGCCACCGUCGACCGCAACGGCGAGAAGUAUAUAACUAGUGAAGAUUUCGUCCGGAAGUAUCUUGGAUUAUUCGAUGAAGAUGACUACAACAAGGAGUCGGUGCAGCUCAUCGCUGGCAUCGUCGACAUGGACAAAGACGGCUUCAUCUCCUUCUCGGAGUUCCAAACGUUCGAGGGACUCCUCUGUGUGCCGGACGCACUGUAUAAGACCGCCUUCCAACUCUUCGACACCAACGGCAAUGGACUUGUUGGAUUUGACGAAUUCGCCGAAGUCAUGCAGAAGACGGCUCUGCACAAGAAACUACCUUUCAAUAUGGAGAGUACAUUCAUCCGCCUCUACUUCGGUAAGGAUAGGAAACGUCUAGUGACCUACCCUGAGUUCAGCCAGUUCCUUCACGACUUCCACGAGGAGUAUGGAGUGGAAGCCUUCAAGAAAUGCGACAAAAACGCCUCUGGGUUUAUCAGUUCUGGAGACUUCAGGGAUAUUAUGCUGUCCGUGAAGAACCAUCUGCUUACUAAGGAGAUGAAGACUAAGGUUAUAAAUGCUUCAGGCGGCUUCCCCCAAGGCGAGCGCAAGAUCAGUUUCCCCUACUACAUGGCCUUCAACUCACUGCUCAACAACAUGGAGCUUAUCAAGAGGGUAUAUCUCAACGCUACUAACGGUUCUCGCACGCACGAAGUCACGAAAGAAGAAUUCCUUCACUCCGCCCAGAUGAUGAGUCAAAUCACUCCUCUAGAAGUCGAUAUCCUGUUCACUCUUUGCGACAUGAUUCAUCAUUCAAAUGGUCGAAUCGUGUACAACGACCUCCACACCAUCACGCCGGAACAGUACUUCAAACAUGUGUCCCGACGCAUCGCAGAAAUUAAAGCCGUAUCCAGUCCGGAAGAGCGAAGCGUCUUCAUUCAGAUCUUGGAGAGCACGUACAGAUUCACGCUAGGUUCUAUUGCUGGUGCCGUUGGCGCGUCAGCGGUAUACCCAAUCGACCUGGUGAAGACUCGAAUGCAGAACCAGCGUACGGGCUCGUUCAUCGGUGAGGUGGCGUACCGUAACUCGUGGGACUGCUUCAAGAAGGUCAUCCGCCACGAGGGUGUCUUCGGCCUCUACAGGGGUCUCGUGCCACAACUCAUCGGAGUCGCGCCGGAAAAGGCUAUCAAGCUUACUAUGAACGACUUGGUUCGCGACAAAUUAAGCGACUCCAAGGGUAAUAUUUCGAUCCUCGGAGAAGUUAUCGCUGGAGCAUGCGCUGGUGGCUCCCAAGUGGUGUUUACAAACCCGCUAGAGAUCGUCAAGAUCCGUCUUCAAGUCGCCGGCGAGAUCGCGGGCGCCAGUAAAGUGCGUGCGUGGUCCGUUGUCAAAGACCUCGGGCUGUUUGGCCUAUACAAGGGGGCGAAGGCCUGCCUGCUUAGGGAUGUACCCUUCAGCGCUAUCUACUUCCCUGCUUAUGCUCAUGUUAAGGCCAAAUUCGCGGACGAGAACGGGUACAACCACCCACUGACGCUGCUGGUGUCGGGCGCCAUUGCUGGCAUCCCCGCCGCCUCGCUCGUCACGCCCGCUGACGUCAUCAAGACCCGACUACAGGUGGUGGCCCGAUCAGGCCAGACAACGUAUAACGGUGUAAUUGAUGCCGCGAGGAAGAUCUAUGCAGAAGAAGGAGCUAGAGCUUUCUGGAAGGGUGCCACAGCGCGUGUGUUCCGCUCAUCGCCACAGUUCGGCGUGACGCUGCUCACAUACGAGGUGUUGCAACGUCUCUUCUACGUGGACUUCGGUGGAUCACGGCCGGCGGGUUCCGAGUUCCAAGUAUCCACAUUGCUGGACGAAGCGAAGAAGAAGCCAGACCACAUCGGAGGGUACCAAGUAGCCACGCCGGUGCUCACUGGCUUAGAAACCAAGUUUGGCAUCGCGUUGCCAAGGUUCGCGCACAUCCACAAACCUCAACCUCAGUAGGUUCAACCUCAAAUACCCAGUUAGGGACAAAACCACAUUUGUCAGCACCGCAUUGCACUUUCCUAUACUUCUAUCUUUUUCUGUUACUUAGAAGCGUCAUUUGCCAGAGCGAGAGAAAGCGACUGCACGCGGCAGAAUCGAAGAGCGUACAUAAACGUGCAGUCGCUCUCUCUCGCUCUGGCAAAUGACGGUUCUGAGUAACAGAAAAGGAUAGAUGCAUAGGAAAGUGCAAUGAGCGGUUGACAGAUGUGGUUCUACCCUUAAGCUUCACACAGGGGAGGUACGGCCACGAGCAUCAAUGUUUAUAAUUUUAGUACCAUAUCACAUUAACUUUUAUGACAAACUGAACUGUAAGUUUAAGUCAUUUUCGAAUGUAUUAAUGCGAUAGGGUUCUAAAGUCGGUCUUUGAUAUGUUUUGCUGGUGACAGCGAAAAAUUCCGAUUCAGAAUGCUUCCGCUGCCACCUCUGUGUGCAGAAAAGUAUAAUACCCUAUAUGAGUUAAAUAUACAAGCGUCGAUCGAGUCGCGUAUAAAUGCGGUGUCUAGUUAAUUCGUACGGGUUGUACCGACCCGCGACUCGAGGUCUGCUAUCGACGUAGACGUGACAAAUAACACACGCUAUCACUAAUGUUAAGCUGAGCUGUCUACGUAGAUAAAAACUGCGAUAUUCAUAUCGCGUCUACGUAGCGUAGAUGAGUGGUGUUUUUAUAAGUUAUUACUUUAUUGUGAAGUAAAAACAUUUUUACGUUUGAAAUUGUUUUUGUCCGUCUACGCAUAUUAUUUUUUGUAAUCUUUAUUUUGUUAUUCUUUUUGUGAAGGAUCAUAAGAAGUGAGCUAAAAUCUAUUUUUAUGUUCUUUCUUACUGCCGUUCAAUUUCCAUGUUUUCUCCAGUUUUUAAAACAUUACUUAAUGUUUAAAUUUUAACCAAGGCCUAGCCUUAAGAGAUGUUGAUCUUGAUAAGUCGGUAAAAUUGAAAUUAUUUUUAGCCAAAUGAGAAUUAAUAAGAGAAGAUAACGAGCAUGAAACUGUGUGCUUUAAGGGUACUUCAAAUAGAUAAAUAGUAUUAUUGAAAUGUGAAAUAAAACAAAAAGAGGGCUCGGUAGUGCGAGAGCCAUGUUCACGCUCGCGCUGUGCCGAACUCAUUUAAUUUUAUAUCUCUUAUACGGUCCGUUGGCCACCUCGCAGCAUUUGUUUCUAUUGCCUUUAUUUUCAUCAGAGGCGAAUACCUUUUAGAUUAUUUUUCUAAUUAUAAGCGAAAAUCAGAAUCACUGAAAGUCGAACGUUUUGUUAUUUCUUUUGAUUGUUACGUUUUUUGUAUGAUUUUAUGAGAAAUUAGGGCUUGUUUUGUUAACUUAUUUCUUUACAGGGUGGUCACUUCGGUUUGUACCCAGUUUGUAAGUGUGGCUACCUUUAAAAUAACUAUAUAUGCUAAUAUCGAACUAGCGGAUAAAUUUUAUUUGAUAUUUUUGAUAUAAUAAUGCUUUUCGUUGUCAUAUCGGGUUGUCUGAAGUCUUAAUCUCGCAAGUUGAUGAAACAAGCCCGCCCAUAUCACGUCUGAUGUUCACGAGGUAUUUAGUUUUGAUAUAUAUAAUUCAGGUGGUACAAACUUACAAAGCAAAUGUUACCUGACUAGCAAGAAACAAUUGAUAUAAUUGAACUUAUUAAAGUAUUCCAUAGAUAGGAUGACUAUUGUUAUCUUCAAUCAGAAAUAUUUUAUAUAAUAAUUAUUAGCUUGGGUUCGUCCAUAGUAUAAAAUACAUAAAUUAAUAUGCUUAAAAGUAAUAAUAUUAUAGCAAUAAGAGUUGUGUAUACGCUUAAUUUUGUAAGCUUAUUUUUUAAAAUCAAACUAACUUGGCUUCUUUUUAUAAUGCCCCUUCAGCAGAAUGUUAUUCAACUUUAUUCUAUUAAAAUACUUCUUCAAUACAUAGGAUAUUUUGGGGAAGUAUAAUAACAAAAAUAUAUUCCAAUUUAAUAGCAAUAUUUUUGUAAUACUUAACGUAAUAAGUUCUUUUGUGUGAGCUUUAAUAUUUAUUUACUGUAAUUAUGCAUUUUAAUGUCUUUAUAAGAUUUUUUUCUAAAUUAUUAAUUACAAAGCAAUAGGAACGUGUUCCGGUAUAUGAUGCUCAGUUGCCAGUCCCUGAGGUUCCGGUUUAUGGUCAUAUUCCUCAGUGCUGGGGGUCGUGACUUCCCUACCCUUUGUGCGGGACUGGACAGAUUCUUGGAUUCGGCAGAUUCUGAAUUCUACAGAUUAGUUGAUUGGGCAGAUUAGUGGAUUCGACGGAUUAGCGAUACGGCAGAACUACAGUUGUUAAAAAAAAAACAAUCUAUCCCAUCCCGAAUCAGCCCUAUUUGGAAUAUCUAGCCGGACUAAUGCAUUAGGCUGCGUUCACCAGGCCUUUUCCCAUCUACUUUCCCAGUCACGAUUAAUCUGAGAUUGUCACCCUCUUUUCUUCCAUAGGUCGCUGGUUCAGAGCCGGCUCGAAGGACCAUUUUUAUGUGCCCUACAUAUAUAUCUUUAAAGUCCUUCCAGUAGCUUGAUGACGGCAACAUAAAAAACAGGCGGAUUUAUAGAAUCACGAUAUUUAUUUUUAUGGCACGAAAAAACUUACACCAUUUUAUAACAUUGAGUUGUUCUUAACUAACCAUAGACAAUCCAAAAAAACUAUUAUAGUAUAAAAAUAUUUAUGGUUGACUUGGUCAUAAACACCAAUGUGACCGAAGUUUACACCUCCACCAACCCGCAUUGGACCAGCGUGGUUGAGCAUGCUUCAUACCCCCUCCGGUUGGUUGUUGCCCAGGCACAGGCCUCCCCUACGUCCAUACGUCCUCCCAUACGUCCCAUUGCUGGCAAUGGGACGUAUAUAGGCUGUUUAUGUAUGUUAUGUGACCGAAGUAUUCAAGAAUUCUGCAGAGUCAAAUGACACAAAGCAAUAAUAGAUAGGGACAUGUUCCGGUAUAGGAUAACGCCAUGCAAUAUUUUAUUGUAUAGUAUUUUAUACUUAAUUACUUAUUUAAUUUAUUGUAAUACUUUUGUAAGUAUGUUAAUGCGCAUUGCGCAGGCAAAGUGAGAGCAGGGGGGCUAAAACGGCCACAUCGAAGCAAUUCAUCUAAGAAAGCAAUAUUGCAAUUUGACAUUUGCGCAUAUAAAAGUAAGUGCGCAAUGCAAACAACUGUCAAAUAGCAAUAUUGCUUUCUUAGAUGUAUUGCUUCGAUGUGGCCAUUUUAAACCCCCUGAUAUAUUUAUAUCUUAUAUUCUGUUGUAUGUCUAUUCAAAUGUUGCUGUAGGUUUGUAUGGCGUCGCUCAUACAAAAUCUUGUCCAUGAAAGGAGUUCCGUAUACGAGGCUCUAGUAUCGAAGUCUACAUAAACUUACUACUAUUGUGAUCGCUUGUUCAAAUAUUUGACAGCCAAGCAAAAUUGUAUCCAAUUAUCAAAUAAUUCGAUUGAGCUUGGCUGUGUAAUGGUGCUAAUUCCUGUAAAUACCAUCUAAUUUUAUUUUAAGUUAUAUCUGUCCUUUUCUUAUCCGCCGAAAAGGAAAGGGACGGGUAAUCGACAAGCAUAAAAUUUAUGGAACACACGUCAAUUUUAAGCACAAAUCUAAACCAACCGUCUAAAAAUUUUACGUCAGUCAAUAACCCGACACAUUAAUUUACUCAUUCUUCCUAAAAUUAAGAGCUGUGAAUCAUCCGUCCCUUUCCUUUUCGACGGAUACGAAAAUGACGGAUAUAACCUAAAAUAAAAUUAGGCGGUGUCUGCAGGAAUCGGGGCCAAUAUGUACUUAAACACAUGUCAUGGUCACAGCUUGCUUAUUUUUUUAUUGGUAAAUAGAUCAGUGUUGCCAAUUAGAACGCGUACUCCCAAGGGUUUGCUCUCAAACCCAACACAUCAAUCAAGAUAUUGAUCAAUCUCUAUUGAUUGAAAAUGUAAGCUGAUUUAAAACGCCUAUCGGUACGAGUACGCGAGUAUAAAGUGUUUCUUUAAGUAGACUUAAAUAAAUGGUAACCUUUCGUGUGUUUAUUAAUUUAUAGAACGCCAAACAACGGUGAGCUUGCAAAGGUAUGGAGCGAUUUUGGCAGCGAAUUUAAGAAAAAUAUCAUUAACUUGUAAUAAUUAUGAUAAUGGUACCGAUUCGGGCGACCACCCACUUAAUUUGUCAGGACUAACUAGCUCUAUCUCUUUCUCGCACUUAUUAAGUGGACGGCACUAUUCUAAGUGCUAAAAUUAGGUUAAGUUUGUGUGCGCCUGAAUAGGCAUCAAUGUGUUGCACUGUGUAUGUAGCAACUAAACUAUGGAUGACCCAAAACUGCACAAUUUUAACUGAACCUAUCUUCUGUACAAUUACUUAUAAGUGAUGUUGUAAGACAACAUUGUAUAAAAUGAAUCAUAGGACUAAAGACAAGUGAUAGAGAACCGAUGUGACUACUAUAUUUAUUGAUAUUGUACAUUUUUGUGUUAAUAAUAAAAUCGGAAUAGAUUA
Messenger RNA from Pectinophora gossypiella (pink bollworm), 6706 nucleotides. RefSeq names its product calcium-binding mitochondrial carrier protein Aralar1-like. The transcript has 14 exons. Gene Ontology annotation, molecular function: L-glutamate transmembrane transporter activity; L-aspartate transmembrane transporter activity; calcium ion binding. The record is from RefSeq and is a predicted model, not a curated record. Lineage: Eukaryota; Metazoa; Arthropoda; Insecta; Lepidoptera; Gelechiidae. The coding region runs from base 414 to 2231 and encodes 605 amino acids. Gene Ontology annotation, biological process: aspartate transmembrane transport; malate-aspartate shuttle; L-glutamate transmembrane transport.